AUGUUAUCUCUAUCUUUCUCAGUCUUACUUGCAAGCAUUUCUUGGGUUUCCCUUGCUACUGGCCAAAAGGUCAAAAUUGUCUCUCCUGUACCGGGCUCUCCUGUCGUUCCCGGAACCACUCUCAACUUAACUUUGGAAGUAGAUGGUGACGUAUGCCACCAGGUCGCUCUUGGAUUUGGAUUAAACUCCAAACCUACCGACUCCAAAUCCCUUGGACACUUACUGCUCGGUACCCUCGACACUACCAAGACUCCCUUCGAUCCAUCCACAAAGCAGCUAUCGUAUCCUCUUCAGAUUCCUGCAACUGAUAAAUUUACAGAUGGUGUCACUGGACCUAUUACUUUACCGGUGUUCGUGAUAUUGAUUUAUGUAUAA
Molecule: messenger RNA, 375 nt
Organism: Melampsora larici-populina 98AG31
Lineage: Eukaryota; Fungi; Basidiomycota; Pucciniomycetes; Pucciniales; Melampsoraceae
Exons: 3
Coding region: 1-375 (124 amino acids)
Source: RefSeq, a predicted model, not a curated record